This is a messenger RNA of Sclerotinia borealis F-4128, 1239 nucleotides long. The record is from the annotation of a GenBank genome assembly. Lineage: Eukaryota; Fungi; Ascomycota; Leotiomycetes; Helotiales; Sclerotiniaceae.
AUGGACAUCGACAGCGAUUUGAACACCGUCGGAGAUGUCUGUAAGAACUUUCUUCAGGACACUGCAGCUCCCGGGAAGCGGAUUUACCCACGCAUUGCAUGCCAGAAUCGAAAUACACCAUGCAAUAAAGGAUUGCCUUGCUCGAUGUGUAGGGAAACAAACACAGAAUGCGGAUUUCGCCCAAAAUUGAGUUCUUACUCUUCCAAUGACCAAUCCUCAUCCGCAAAUACACUUUCUGUAGCCUCCAACUCUGCUGAUAAAGAAUUAUCACUCGAGAAUCUACCGCCAACAGUCUCUCAUCCGCCUGAUACCAAAUUCUCACUCGAAAAUCUCCCGCCGAUAGUCUCUCAUCCGCCUGAUAAAAAGUUCUCAAUCGAAAAUCUAUCCCCUUUAGAUUCUCCCUCUGCCGAUAAAGAAUUGACAUUCGAGAAUUUAUUUGCUAUAGAUUCUCCCUCUGCCGAUGAGGAAUUCUCACCCGCAAACCCACCUUCCAUAAGAUAUCCCGCUCUCAAUGAUAAAUUCACACGCGCAAGCCCAGAAUGCGCAAGCCCACUUAUUAUAGGCUCCCCUCAUCACAACUUCCAAUUUACAACCGUAGAUCUACCAUGUAUAAACCCUCAACUUCUCAAUCAACCAUGUCUUACAGACUCUCACGAUACCGUAUUCUCACCCGCAGACCCAUUUUCUAUAGGCUAUCCCGCUCCCAAUGAUGAAUUCUCACUCGCAAGUCCUCUUACUAUAGCCUCCCCUAAUCCCAACAACCAAUUUACAUCCGCAGAACUACCAAGCAUAGACCCUCUCCUUCUCAAUCAACCAUGUCUUACAGACUCUCACGAGUCCGUAUCCUCACCCGCAAAUCCAUCCCCGAUAUGCACACGGGUAAUGACUUCUGGAUCGACGACGAAGGGACUAUCAGGGACUUAUCUCGCGGGGAGGACUUGGCCCAUCAUGCUACGCACACCUUAUUACUCAGGCGGCUAUCAAAACGGCGUCAAGACCGCAAUCCGUCUCGCAGUCUGUGAAACAGAUACUGAAGUCAUAGGCUUACAAGAACUGCCGAAGCAUGUUAGACUUGAAUUUCGUGUGAGGGGAGCUAUGCUGGUGGGUAAUGAUACGAAGAUUGGAAUGAAACUCGAGGAGGGUGAAGAAGUAUAUGCGUUUAUUUCUGCUGGUGGAAUUCAAUGUUAUGGAGAUGAGAGAGGAUGGCAUCAAUAUUCAAGGGCACAUCCCCCUAGGUAA